AUGAAACCACCAACAUGGAAUACAGCCUCAUCACUCCAGAGUAUGUUUUCAGGCCAAUCUUUCUGCCACCCUCGCAUUAACUCUUCAUUUUCCAUUCUGCAGUCACUAUCUUCAGUUGAUCUAUACAAAAAUAAGGCAAAUUUAUUUUGUCUAUGUCAAACACUAUAUAUCUAUCUUUCUCUAUCUAUCUAUCUAUCUAUCUAUAAUAAUAUUCACAUUAUUUACUCUAUUCAUAUCUAUCUAUCAUAUUUGUUCAUAUCUAUCUAUCUCACUCUAUUAAUAUUUAUCCCAAGCAAGGCAAGUCAUAUCUAUCUAUCUAUCUUCUAUCUAUCUAAGAAUCUGAGAGAAAUAUACAUAUCUAUCUAUCUUAAUUUGAUCCUAUCUUAUCUAAUCUUUAAUUUCUUCCUAUCUAUCUAUCUAUCUAUCUAUCUAAAAUCUAUCUUAUUUGGUCCUAUCUAUCUAUCUAAAAAGUAUCUAUCUUAUUUGAAAUAUCUAUCUAUCUAUGUAAAUAUCUAUCUAUCUAUCUAUUUAUCUAUCUUAGUUUGGUCCUAUUCAAUCAUCUAUCUAUCUAUCUAUCUAUCUAAAGAAUCUAUCUAUCUAGAUAUUAAUAUUUAUCUCACUAUUUUUGCUAUCUAUCUAUCUAUCUAUCUAUCUAUCUAUCUAUCUUUAUUGAUUUUGUCCACAUCUAUCUAUCUAUUUAUCUAUCUUAGUUUGGUCCUAUCUAUUAUCUAUCUAUCUUCUAUCUAUCUUAAAUCUAAGUUUGGUGGAUCUAUCUAUCUAUCUAUCUAUCUAAGUUUGGUCCUUUCUAUCUAUCUAUUUAUCUAUCUUAAAUUUGGACAAUCUAUCUAUCUAUCUAUCUAUAUCUAUCUAAAUAUCUAUCUUUAUAUCUAUCUAAAAAAUCUAUCUAACUAUCAUCUCAAUAUUGGUCCCAUCUAUCUAUCUAUUUAUCUAUCUAUUAUCUAUCUAUCUAUCUCAAUCUGUUUGAAAAAUGCCGGUUUUUUAAGACCGUCACCAAUUCAACUCAAAUCCAUUCCACUUGGACGAUGUGGUUUAGACUUGAUUGUCCAGGCCAAAGCAGGAACUGGGAAGACAUGUGUGUUUACUGUGGUUGCAUUGGAAGGUCUCCAGGUUGAAAGUUCUGCAACUCAGGUUUUGGUGUUGGCGCCCACAAGAGAAAUUGCCUAUCAAAUUUGGCAAGUUAUCACGAGUAUUGGUAGUGGAUUUGAGGAACUGACUUGUGCCACUUUUAUAGGUGGAAUAUCUGUGGCAGACGAUAAAGAGAAUUUGAAAAAGUGUCACAUUGCUGUUGGAACGCCAGGCCGGAUCAAAUUUCUCAUUGAGCAGAAUUAUCUGAAAACUAAAAGCAUCCGUCUUUUUGUUCUUGAUGAAGCAGACCAAUUGCUUGAUGAAUGUUUCCAGGCUGAUAUCAAGUAA
Molecule: messenger RNA, 1434 nt
Organism: Acanthosepion pharaonis
Lineage: Eukaryota; Metazoa; Mollusca; Cephalopoda; Sepiida; Sepiidae
Source: the annotation of a GenBank genome assembly